AUGUCUGGCCCGGGCAGCAUGGCUAGCGGAGCGGCGGGCUCGGCCGAGGGGCCCGGGGACGCGACGCGGGCCCCAGAGCAGGCCCUGUUCCCGCCGGCAUUCAGCGUGUCCGAGAUCAAAAACAAGCAGCGGCGCCAUUUCAUGUUCCUGCGCUGGAAGCAGCAGCAGAGGAAGGAGAAAUUGGCAAAUAAGAAAAAACGGAGAAAGGAGAGAGAAGCCCUUGGAGAUGAGGCACCACCAAAGCCUGUACCGAAGACAAUUGAAAAUCAGAGAGUUUAUGAUGAAACAACUGUAGAUCCUAAUGAUGAAGAGGUUGCUUUUGACGAAUCUACUGAUGAGUUUGCACCGUACUUCAAUAGACAGACUGUUCCCAAGAUUCUUAUCACAACAUCAGAUAGACCUCGUGGGAGAACAGUGAGAUUCUGUGAACAGCUAUCUACUAUCAUACCUAACUCACAUGUUUACUAUCGAAGAGGACUGGCUCUGAAAAGAAUUAUCCCACAGUGCAUCUCACGAGACUUCACAGAUCUGAUCGUUAUUAAUGAAGAUCGCAAAAUACCAAAUGGACUUGUUUUAAGUCAUUUGCCUGAUGGUCCAACUGCUCAUUUUAGAAUGAGCAGUGUUCGUCUGCGUAAAGAAAUAAAGCGAAAAGGAAAGGAGCCCACAAAACAUCAACCUGAAGUAAUCCUGAAUAACUUUACAACACGACUGGGCCAUUCCAUUGGUCGCAUGCUUGCCUGUCUCUUCCCACAUGAUCCUCAAUUCAUUGGAAGACAAGUAGCUACAUUUCACAAUCAGCGAGACUAUAUCUUUUUUAGAUUUCACAGGUACAUCUUCAGGAGUGAAAAGAAAGUGGGAAUUCAAGAGCUUGGGCCACGAUUUACCUUAAAGCUGAGGUCUCUUCAAAAAGGAACCUUUGAUUCCAAAUUUGGAGAGUAUGAAUGGAUUCACAAGCACCGUGAAAUGGACACAAGUAGAAGAAAAUUCCACUUAUAAUGAUCAUCUAGUUCUACCUGAUUAAUAGGAGCGCAGAACUUUGAAUUCUUCUGUAACUAAAUUGAGUCUGGAUUUGGUCCUGUCAUCUCAAAUUCGUUGUUGUUAAACAUCAUCACUGAGCAAUGUUAUCUGCACAGGCAAGCAGACUACAGACACCUUCAAACUUUCUACAACAGAUAUUUUGAAACACGAUUGGUGUUGUCUUCAAUGUUCCCACUAGGCCUCAAUGCUGACCCACAAACCAGUGCUCUAAGGGUACGUCUAUGCAGCAGCUGGGAAGCAUGCUCCCGGUGCUGGUAGACAAACAUGUACUAACUCUGCAUGAGGUGGCAUGCUAAAAGCAGUGUGCCUGUGGGAGCGGCCUGGGCUAGCCACCUGAUCUUGCGAGAACUUACUCAGAUGGCUAGCCUGAGCUGGGGCUCAUGCCACCCCCACAUACACUUCUGUUUUUAGCACUCUAGUAUGAGCAGAGCUAAGGUAUGUUUGUCAACCUGCACUGGGAAGCAUGCUGUAGAAUGCUGAGUAGACAUAUCCUUUGAUUCAAAACUGGCAAAGUUUCCUAGAACGUGAGUAGCAGCUGCCAGUAGGAUGGACGGUAGAGACUGUAUCAUGACUACUGCAGUGCCUUAGUAACAAAGCUGUUUGGGAGUAACAUGAUUGGUUGUGCUCGAAGGUAAGUAGGCACAUUCUGUUAGUUAAAAUAGGUCAGACACAAACAAUGUUGCCCUGUUUCUGUAAAUUGUGCUUUAUCGUUGCCAUAACAGCUCUACUUCUACUGUUCCAAGAUCUGUGUUUCAUAACCAGAUUAGCUGUACUUGAAGAAAGGCCUUAUUGUGAGAGGUGGAGUAUGAAGGAAAAGAUAUCUCCCCAGAGACACGUAUAGUCUCUAAGACAGUUCAGUGUUAAAACAGGAUUCCAAAAAUGGAGCAAGUGUGUAUAUAUAGGUUGUAUCUUAACAUGAUUAAAUGCACACGCUGUCUGAACGGCAGCUGCUUCCAUUUGAGAAAUUUGCCUCUUGGUGCAACUACAGCCCUAAUCUGGAUGCUAAACAGCUAUUUAAUAGCUGGUUAGUGGUUUAACAAAUUGGUAAUCAAAGUCCACUUUGCAGACAAACGCUUUAAAUCAGCUAAAUGGGUGAGAGGAAUUGGGCUGUACAGUUUCCAAGAAGGAUUUGUGUAACUAAUCAAUAGGUCUUAUUUUGCUUUUAAGAAGUAAUAUGACAAUUAUGAAGAUACUUUAUUUAUCUUAGGUAGAAAAGAGCAAUGGUUCUUCUCUACUGAAAGUAAUGAGCAAAACAAAUCUUCACUGGCUUCAGCAUCUGAGCACCCACUUUGUAUGAGCAUGGAUGAUGUACUUAAGAAAUUUAGUGGUUUUGGCUUCAGUUGGAAUUGUUACAGGCAAGUGAUGUGGAAUACCCACAAUAUUUGAAGUCUCAGAUCUGAGUAUGCUUUAGUAAAUAUAUAACUAAAAUAACUUUGGAAAAGUAUCAAAGUCACAGUAUCAAAACAGCUCUACAGUAAUUCCAAAACAGAUUUAAGUCAAAACAUUUUUAUUUUUUGCUUGGUAUGUAAAACUGAUUCCCUCAUGAAGUAGAAGUUAUUGCAACUAGCGCACAGUUCAUUUGGAGAGGUAGAUGGUAAGAGGUUUGACAACAGUAGCGAUUUACACAGUUAACUUGGCACAUUGUUAAGGCUAAGCUUUUGUACAGACUUCAAACCAAGGCACUCCUUGAGUCACAUUCUCUCCACACAGAGCAGCUGUGAAAAGGUUGUAGAUCUGAAAGACCAAAAAAAAAGUGGUUAGAAAAAAGUAAUGAAAAUCUGUCUGUAUGCUUGAUGAAAGUACUCCCACAUAUAUCUCUUGUUAUAGAUUACACCAUAGACAAGCAGGUAUAAAUUAGUUUACCUUCACAGGUAGCUCAUGGGCCAAAGGGUGGUUUUCAUUGCCAUCACUCUUAGAAGUUUAUAUACUGUAAAUUCUCCCAGGUAGGAUGUUAUACAGCAGGGACUAAAGGCAGAAUCCAACUUGUACAAGUAAAUAGGGGGCUCAUUCUCCUGGGAGUGGAAUCUAUUAAACUGAGUGGUCUGAACUAGUUGCGCAGAAAAAAAAAAUUAUUCUACAGCAACAAUAGUUGCAAACUCUCUCCUCUAAAUACCACCUCUGCUUGGAGAUACCCAGGCUAUGUAGUGAGUGAGAGGGGGUAGCUACUGCCUUAUAGACCAAGGACAAUCACUUGCCUCACCACCUCCAAGUGUUCCUAACUUCUCUGGCUCAUCCUCAAAACAAAGUAGGGCUGACCCCAUAAAGUUUGCUGUUUGGAGAGGUUACAGGAAAACACUCUUUUACAGGUAGAAUGCCUAAACUGUUGUCCUAAGGACUUCUACUUGUGGUGUCUGCAGAAAGAUAUUUCAGUCCCACCCCAAGUUGUGAUGGUAGGGGCUGGGACUUGUAAUAAUUUAAAUUUUUUAUUUCCAAGGAAGGGGUAAGGUUUUUUUGAGUGGAGCAGGAAAAGGAGUUGAUUACCACUGCAUCUUAAUUCUUGGGUGUGGGUCUCAGGAAAAGCUUAGUAUAGAGGAGAAUCUUACACUGCCAAAUCUAUGCUCUUCCUCAGUGGUUCUCAAACUGUUGUACUGGUGACCCCUUUUCACACAGCAAUCCUCUGAGUGCAGACACCCCCCCCCCUUAUAAAUUAAAAACACUUUAAUAUAUUUAACACCAUUAUAAAUGCUGGAGGUGAAGCAGGGUUUGGGGUGGAGGCUGACAGCUUGUGACCUGCAGUUUGAGAACCCCUGCUCCAUAGACAAAAGACUUUAGGACUGGCAAACAGGAUAUUGUUCACUAGCACUAAAUUAUUUUCUUUGGUGAGGAAGUGAGAGCAGUAUAUUUUAGUGGAAAAGUUGACUGAAAAGUCAGAACUUUUUUUUAAAUAUACUCCAUAAUGAAUGUUGUAUACAUCUAAAAUGAAUGACCUGAUGGCAGCGUACUUUAUCAGAACAGGAACAACUUGUAUCAUUUUUUAUAGUUUAAAAACUUACCACUGAAAAAGACGCAAGAUAGUUCACCAAAUUACAAAAAUGAACAGACUUUCUGGGGUCUGAAUGGAUUUGUACUUGAAGACACUCCUGUCAGUAGGGGAUCAUGUUGUGCAUUCUGCAGACAGAACUGCUUCAAGUCUGCUGCGGCUUGAGAAACCUAGUAAUAAAGUAAAUUUUAAAUUAGCAUUCACAGCAAAUACUUUAGCUUGUAUGUAACCUUUUCUGUAAUGUAUGGAGGAUGCUAUGUUCAGUACAGUUAGAUUUUAUUACACACAAAACACUUGCAUUUUAGUUUUUGUUCAGAAAAACUAUAGCAUUCAGUAAUACUCUAUUUUAAGGGAGUUGGUCUUGUCUUCAGAUACUGGGUGCACAGUUCAGCACAUCGUUGAAAAUCAGCUCUUGGCUACUAUACAUACAGGUUCCUCAGGCUGAAGUAGCAUUGAACAUGCUAUGGGUAAUUUUUACAAGACAUGCAAUCAUACACCAGUGUCUGCCACCUAAUGCAAGCCCCAAGACAGUUUCACUUUAUACUUUUUCUAAGGGCUUGUCUUCACUGCAGGGUUAGCUCAAGGUGUAACAAGUGUUGACCCUAACCCAGCUCCUGUGCACAGACAAGUCUCUAGUUUCAGAAAAGUGGUGCUUUUAACUCCAAGUGGCUGAUUUGGCAAUGUAUAGGCUGACACUUGGUUGUUGCUAAGACUAGUAAAGCAGUGGGGACUCAACUACUCCAUGCUGCUAAUCCAAUCCUAUUGUGCUGCUCUAAUGUUGUUUUGCAGUGUGAUAACUCCUCUCACAUGAAUAAGCAUGAACUCGAUAAUUUAAGCUAACACUGAAGACAAGCCUUAAGAACAACAAGAGAUAUGUUAAUAAACCAUUUUGUAUAAAUACAUUGCUAAAGGAAUCUAUAUAUGCCCUCAAGAAUGUGAAAAAUCCACCCACUGUAUUAAAAUUUUCAGUUCCAAACUAAGCAAA
Messenger RNA from Gopherus flavomarginatus (Mexican gopher tortoise), 5003 nucleotides. It is a transcript of the gene RPF1, whose product is annotated as ribosome production factor 1 homolog. Lineage: Eukaryota; Metazoa; Chordata; Testudines; Testudinidae. Gene Ontology annotation, molecular function: rRNA primary transcript binding. Gene Ontology annotation, biological process: maturation of 5.8S rRNA; maturation of LSU-rRNA. Gene Ontology annotation, cellular component: nucleolus; preribosome, large subunit precursor. The transcript is spliced from 9 exons. The record is from RefSeq and is a predicted model, not a curated record. Bases 1 to 996 code for a protein of 331 amino acids.